UCAGUUUAAUGGAGAUCAAUUUCAAGUGACACCAAAAGUAAAAACAGACUUUGAAAAGUAUGGAUAUAUCGUAAUCAGAAAUGUCUUAGAUGCAACAGAAGUAGAGAAAGUUAUAAAUGAGUUUGAAGAUCCAUCUACUGCAGAGCUUUUAAAUAAUAAUAAAGUGCAGGUUUCUGAUUGUCAAGGUCGUGAAGCAAAAUUGACCAUAUGGGGACAUCCGGGUAACGACGUCAUUGGAAUGGUCAGUAGAUCGGAAAAAGUAGCCGGGACAUGCGAACAGUUACUUGGAGACGAAGUGUACCACUAUCAUGGAAAGUUGGUUACCAAAGAGCCUUUUACAGGAGGAGCUCAUUUGUGGCAUCAAGAUUAUGGAUAUUGGUAUCAAAAUGAGUUUUUGGAGCCAAAUAUGAUGACAGUAUUUAUAGCCUUAGAUAAAUGUGAGAAAACAAACGGAUGUUUACAGAUAAUAGAAGGCUCCCACAAAUGCGGACGUCUAGAUCACAAAUUAGAAGGGCAAUUGACUGUCACUGACUCGUCAAGACUUGAUAAAAUAAUGGCCCGUUUUCCGAUGAAAUACUGCUUACUCAAUCCAGGAGACGCUCUAUUUUUUCAUUGCAAUUUAUUGCACUGUAGUGGACAGAAUAGCAGUGCAAACAGACGAUGGGCUUUAUUGACAGCAUACAACACGGUGUCUAACCAAUCAUGUAAACCACAUCAUCAUCCACAAUAUCAACGCUUGGAGAAAGUACAAAACACUGCAAUAAAGGCAUGUGAGAAAUUUACAGAUUUUACGGAUAAAAGGAUCCUGGUUCCGAAAACACUUGAUUCUAAACAAGUCAUUCCCAAAACACCAACAUAG
Mytilus trossulus (common blue mussel) is the source of this 859-nucleotide messenger RNA. Its product is annotated as L-proline trans-4-hydroxylase-like. The transcript is spliced from 8 exons. The coding region runs from base 239 to 859 and encodes 206 amino acids. NCBI's taxonomy places the organism in Eukaryota, Metazoa, Mollusca, Bivalvia, Mytilida, Mytilidae. The record is from RefSeq and is a predicted model, not a curated record.